UGUAUUUUCUGUUUUUCACAAAUGACAUUUGAGCAAUCUUGGACAUAAUCCAAUCUCGUUUAAUGCAAGUGGUUUAAUGUUUUCUGAUAAAAAUAUUGCCCUUGUUUUGAUGCCUGUUGUGUCAGUUGACUCUACUAAAAUCAGACUGAUUAUGACCGUAAUUAAUGAAGCGAUCUCCUGCUUGUAGAGGUUAAUUUCAGUUGAGUGCCAAUUAACAACAAAUGUCACCCUAUGGCUUUUUAUAAAAGUUUGUUCAAUUCAGUCAAAUUCCAACUGAUCCCAGUUAUCAAACAGUGCAUCAAGUUCAGUUUAUUAUUCAAAAUAGCUUAAAAUGUUUCUAAGGAAAUCCAUCAGAUUACAUAGAGUCAUUGAUGAUAUGUAUGGGUAUGAUACACCCCUCCUGGACGAGCAUAAAACGACAGUAGACAAUUGGAUGCAUUGUUAUCUUUAGAGUAAUUCCUCAUACCAAUCAUGCAUAGUGACAAUAGAGGAUAAACUCCCAUUUAAUAGGAAGAAAUCUCCAGCAAAACCUGGCUCAGUACAAGUGACCACUUGCCAAGACUGAGUUCUUCAUUGGAGUCAUACAUUCUUUACCGUAAACAAUGAGUAUCAGAAAAUUACUAGAGUCAGAUGUCAAAGUUAGAAUGCAACGUCCCUCUGAUAGGUAGAAAUUGACAUACUGCACAAAACAAGCAGUAGGUGGCACAAUUUCAUACGUGGAAGAAGUUUGGUGAACAAAUCUGCAAAGACAAAAAGUAAGUGAAAUAGGCGGAUAAGAGGAGACAGACAAACCAACUUAGUUUUUCAGAUCUCAUCGAUUUCUAUGGAAAGGUUGCUAAUAUCUGGUGGUGUAUUAACCUAAGUCAUGAAUGCCAAUGUGGAUGGAAAACCUUUUAACACCCUCUUGUAUUCUACUUUCUACUUAGCAUUUGUUGAUUACCCCAAUUAAAUUUUUGCACUUACAUAAUUUCUGUGGAGGGGUGAACUUAAGUUGAAUAAUGCAAAUAAAGGGGAAAACGAAUACAAUGUGACAUACUCGAAAGAAAAUGCUAGAAGAAAAAUGAAAUGAAAAUUAUAGUACUUUCUGAAAGGGAAAAGUUGUGCAACUAAAACAUAAAUUUAUUUAAACACAAGGUGGAGGUUGCAGAUUGUACUUUAAGAAGCGUCAAUUCUUUAGUAAAUUAUCGCUCGCCUUGAACCCACCGGAUGUUUAAAGCCAAUCAGUGUCUUCCAGCUGUGUUUAUUAGCGUCGCUCCGGGCAGCGUGGCUCCUUUCUCCUGUCAGGCCUCCCCUGAGCUCCGCUGUAAGUAGCUGCAGCGGCCCCGACACGAGAACUCUGUCUCCGGCUGUCUCUAUGGCCAGGACCGGGUUCUGCGACUCCAAGGCCCUGUUGGACUUGCACAAGAAGGCGGAUGAGAGGAGAGCCCCACUAAGAACUUGGGCUAAUGCCUGUGGGCCUAUAGAUCGCUUUCAGCCUGUAGAAGUGGAGGAGUCCAGAACGGCCCCAGUCAAAAUGGAACCAGAGAGCAGAUGGGAAAGGAGGCCAUCAACUCAUACCAGUGAAGUCCUCAUCAUGGGUUUCCAUGAGGAUAGCAGGACAUGCAAGGCUGCAGAUUGCUGUGUGGAGGCUCCAGUGCUCCUCUACCCGCACGGCAUGCAGGGGCUUCACAGCCUACACACCCUGGUUCCCAGCUUACUGAGACACGAAGUCGAGAUAGCACUUGAGAAUCUGGACCUUAUUUGGGAUCGAACGUAUGCCUGGGACAUGUUCUUGGACAUGAUGAGAACUCAAAUGCAAUACUCCUUUCCCAAUGCUGAUCUCCCUCGCCAAUUCACUGAUGCUACUCGAGCUAUCCUAAUAGAGUGGAUCAUUCAAGUUCAUGAGUUGCUACAGUUCCAGGAAGAGACUCUCUACCUAGCAAUACACCUCCUCAACCACUCCCUGCGACAGCUGAAGGUGUCCGUAGCCAACCUCCAGCUCCUUGGCAUGGUUUGCCUCUUUCUUGCUGCAAAGAAAGAGGAGAGCCUCCUUCCAGAGGUGUCUGCACUCUGCAGCUUGAUGGACCACACCUACACAAAGCAUCAGCUUCUGCGAAUGGAACGCAAAGUUUUGUGUGCGCUCAAGUUUGAUCUGUCCUUCAGUCCCCCGCUGCACUUCCUCCUCCUGUUUGCCUCUGUUGCUCGCUGCAGUGCUACGGUGGUGUGGAUGGCUCGUUAUCUACUAGAACUCUCUCUGCUAGAGGCCCAGUGUGUGGUGUUUCUGCCUGUACAGCUGGCUGGCGCAGCCCUCUGCUUGGCCCGCCAAGUUCUACAGGAAUGUCCAACGCCAGAGGGAGAGGCUGCAUGGUGUCUGGCUUCCAGCAUCCAUGUUGGCAGUGAGCCUACUCUGCUGAGGAUCAUGCAUAUUCUAGCUAGUGCUGCAGCCAAAGCCAGCUCCCAAGAGACCUGUUCUACUUUUAUUAAAUAUUCAUCCCCAAAGAGAUUGCAAGUCAGUAGACACCCAGGUCUCAAUAAUGCUGCAGGUCUGCUGAGUGUUUACAGUUGACAUCUCUGAAUUGGACACAUUGAGUACUCUGCCUAAGCUCAAUCUGAACUAAUAUCACUUGUGUUUUAUAAGGAGCUGCAGAUUAAGGGUCUGAAGUGUGAGAAAUUUCAUGCUGAAUGUUGACAAAUUGUUUGUUUCCUUGCAUGGGAUUUAGCCGAGAAUGUAGCAAAGUUCGUUUUAUAAUAACUUGCAGCCAAUUUAGAAAAUACUUUAAUUGUACUGAUGUGUUCUUGUCUUUUGUGGAGAGGAUGUGGGUCGUCUGUCAACAUGUAUGAAAUCUUUUUAAUGUAAAAUAAAGUCUGCUGCAAUGUUU
Xiphophorus hellerii (green swordtail) is the source of this 2858-nucleotide messenger RNA. RefSeq names its product cyclin P (gene ccnp). Lineage: Eukaryota; Metazoa; Chordata; Actinopteri; Cyprinodontiformes; Poeciliidae. Bases 1355 to 2545 code for a protein of 396 amino acids. The record is from RefSeq and is a predicted model, not a curated record. The transcript is spliced from 9 exons.